UUUCCAGGAUUAAGUCUGUGACAAACGUGUGAUGUCUUAGAUCUCAGUGCCCAAUAGCACGUUCAAAUACGUUCGGGUCCCAGUGGUAUGGUACGUCCGGACUGAGGCGGCUUCUCGGGUUUCAGUGGGAUUUGGUCGCAUUUCGAAAGGUCUGCAUCGCUGUUGCUCAUUCGUUUUCUCGACAAUUCGGACGUACCCGGAUUGAAUGGCGUUGCAUCAGCAACGUGUAUGGUUGAGGAUCAUUAUGAGACUCUGAGGAAGCAGUAUAAAGCUCAGCUGGAAGUUGGCACCGUAGUCGCUGCCAGGGAACAAGGCACGCAGAACCUACCCGGGUGAAUAGUAUCCUUCCACGCCGGUACCUACGUAUCACUUCGUCGGGUCUGCAAUAUGUCCGGCGAUCAACCAGUCCCGAGGGCCACCAUGCGUGCGCAAUUGCGUUUCGUCGCCAUUGCAGGAGUGGGUCUCUUCCUUGAUGGCUAUCUAAACAUCGUCAUUGGACUUGUCGUCCCCAUGCUGGGUUACAUCUAUUUCCCGCCUCAUGGCUCUGUACCAGCUAUCAAAGGUGACGAAAUGAAGGGCGGUUUAUCCGUUGGUAUGGUCAUUGGUCAACUGGGCUUUGGACUCUUUGGAGAUGCUCUUGGCCGUCACAAGGUUUACGGGAAGGAGCUCCUGUUCACCAUUGUCGGAACGCUGCUCGUCGUAUUAGUGCCCUGGAAAGGAAUCUCACAGGAGGGCGUGGUAGCUUGGAUCACCUGCUUUAGAGUGUUGACAGGGUUUGGCAUUGGUGGAGACUACCCCAUGUCCUCCUCCCUCGCAGCAGAGAAGACGAUCUUUGGAAGUCGAGCCAAGCUCAUCCUCACUGUCUUUGCGUGUAUAGGAUGUGGAGGUAUAAGCGCAAGUAUCGUCAACACUAUCCUACUCCGGGCCGGGAGACAGAGCAUCGAAGAGAACAUCGAUCAUCUCCAAUGGGUGUGGCGGAUCCUCCUUGGCGUCGGCAUCGUACCCGCCUUAUUGACCCUUUACGCGCGGUUGACUAUGCGCGAGUCUGGACCAUAUGAGAAGUAUGUCGCCACGGAGACUGGACUUCGAGGUCCUAACAAGCGUGGUCUGAAGGAGCAGUUCGAAGACUUCCGAGUCUACUUUAGACAGCCCAAGCAUGCUAGAGUGCUGUUCGCAGUCUCAGCCGUGUGGUUCCUGUUCGACAUCGCCUUCUACGGUGUCAACUACAACCAAUCCAUUAUCCUCAAGCAGAUCGGGUACGGCAAAGGCAAGACGCCAUACGAAACUCUCUGGCACACCGCCAUUGGCAACAUUAUUGUACAAUCCGCGGGCUACCUCCCAGGGUUUUUCAUCGGUAUCUUCUUGCCGGAUUGGAUCGGACGACGAGCUCAGCAAUUUUGGCUCUGUCUCGCUUCAUCGCUCCUCUAUGCCAUUUGGGCCGGUGUCUCCACACGGAAGAAGACUCCCGUCGGAGGUCUCAUGACAUUGUUCACGCUCGCUCAACUGGUCUUGAAUGCCGGUCCAAACUGUACUACCUUCCUGAUCCCCGUCGAAGUCUUCCCCACUCGUGUAAGGGGUUCAGCACAUGGAAUCGCUGCUGCAUCAGGCAAAGUCGGCGCUAUCCUGACGGCUUUUGCUUUCGGAACUGUGGUCGAUCAUAUUGGAUUGCCAGGGACUUUGGGGCUCUUCGCUGGGAUCAUGGCUCUUGCGGCCGGCAUCACCCUGAUGAUCCCAGAAACAAAGGGAACGACCAUUGAAGACAUCGAAAACGACAAGAUCUUUGGCGGUUCUUCUGUAUUCCAGGACGAUUCGAUCAAUAGCACACCUGAUAGCUUGAUGAAGGGCACGAACCCCCCUGCAGAGACUAUGCGGGACUUUGACGACAAGCGUAUGUUGUAAGAUUUGAUUCGUAAGGGGUCGGGUAUCAUCAGGGCGCCGGUUAACCUGUGUAGAUAGACAUUUGAGUAUGAUGCAAUGAAUGUCAGUAAGCUCAA
This is a messenger RNA of Kockovaella imperatae, 1994 nucleotides long. Its product is annotated as major facilitator superfamily domain-containing protein. Gene Ontology annotation, molecular function: carboxylic acid transmembrane transporter activity. NCBI's taxonomy places the organism in Eukaryota, Fungi, Basidiomycota, Tremellomycetes, Tremellales, Cuniculitremaceae. The record is from RefSeq and is a predicted model, not a curated record. Gene Ontology annotation, cellular component: plasma membrane. The transcript is spliced from 5 exons. Gene Ontology annotation, biological process: transmembrane transport; carboxylic acid transport. Bases 388 to 1899 code for a protein of 503 amino acids.